This is a messenger RNA of Pseudo-nitzschia multistriata, 2009 nucleotides long. NCBI's taxonomy places the organism in Eukaryota, Bacillariophyta, Bacillariophyceae, Bacillariales, Bacillariaceae. The record is from the annotation of a GenBank genome assembly.
AACGCUGUUCACCAACCAAAGACGUCGAGCGACUACGAGUACAGGUGGAUUUCUCUUACCAUUCCCAACAUGACCAAAGAGGAAAACGAAGUCUCGGGCGGAGUUGCGCCUCUUGCCAAACCCAACGACCUCGAAGCCGCUGUUGCACCCGAAACGGAAAGUUCAGCACCGGAAGUUUCCGCAUCUACGGCUUUGGAGUCGGCGGCUUCCGGGCCUGCUUCGACCACGGCGACGGCAACACUCACGGCAACGGUCACGGUCCCAUCGAGGCUCGCCGGAAACACUGCGAACAGCGAUGGAAACCUCGUGGAGGCAACGCCCGUGRAAGAUAUCGAGCCUGUAGCAGCAGUCGAGGCUACCGUUGUGAGAGAAGGAGCGAACAAAACUCCCAAGAACAASGUCUUGGUGGUGGUGGCGGCGGUGGCCGCCCUUGUUGUCGUCGUCCUGGUGGUGGCGCUGUCGCUGCGGGGCAGCAAAAGCCAAGCCGAGGGCGAGGCCACYGCGGUGGUUCCCCCCGUCGAUCCGGAACGCCUCGAGUCCAUCCGUUCCAUUCUUGCCCCCAUCAGCGGUGAAGCCGUCUUUGAUCCCGACAGCGAAGAAUUCUCGGUCGACCGCAUCGAAGCGCUGGAUUGGCUCGUGGAAGAAGACCGGAAAUCACCCUUUCCGCUGGACGAUGMGACUCAGCUGUGGCACAUUCGGCAGCUCUACGUUCUUGCCGUGUUUUAUUUCGCCACGGGUGGCGACGAUUGGCAACACCAGUACAAGUUCCUCCAGGGCACCAACGAGUGCGACUGGAACGCGGAAGAGUCGCAGAGGGAGUGCAUCAAAGAUAUUGAGGUCUGCGACUGCGAAGACGGUGAAGAGUGCUUAGUGAGCAACGACAACGACCCGCGGGGCAUUGUCUGCAACGACCAGGGCCGGGUGACGAACAUUGCGACGUGUACGUUCGAAAGAAACAAAAAAUCACAAACACCGAAUCGUUCGUGUACCGUACUGMAAUGCGUGCGCAUGUGUGUGUWUGGAUUUGUAKGGAAGAAAUGCAACGUGCCGGUUUGUSUUUCGGCCAGCAGCGUUGUGUGUGUUUGUGUGUGUUGUGACAUGCAAUGCCAUUUUUUUGUUUUCCCAUUCGUUUCUAGAACUCUCACAUUGUUGCGAUGUUGCCCAACUCUUGUGGUUUCUUGGAACACCGCUGUCCGCUGUUGURUGCUGGACUCUCGUACUSUCUCUUGCAAUGUGCCUCGUGCCCGAACCCCGCGAUUGGUUCCURCAAAUGGCAAACCAUGCGGUACGUACGAACUACCAAUUUCCAUUUAGACUGGAACGGCCUAACGGGUACUAUUCCGGAAGAAUUAUCCUAUCUGAACGAGACACUAGUGGAAAUCAAUAUCGGAGGGARCAGCCUGACCGGUACGAUUCCCUCUUCCAUACAACAACUGUCGCUUCUGGAGAAUUUUGCGGUCCACGACAACUGCCUCAGCGGUACAAUUCCCGAUUUGUCGGGGCUGCCGUCGCUGKCGAUAUUGCUCCUCUACAACAACAUAGAGCUCUCCGGAUCCCUGAACGGAUUUUGCGACGGCCCGGCCUUCAAGAACCCAAAGACURUUGCCCUGUCCUCGGACUGCGGCUGUCCCGGCGGUGCCCAGGCGCUCGUACCCGCUCCCCCGCCGAUAGAGUGCGAGUGCUGCCUGUGCUGCGAGAUGUCCAGGUUUGAGUGCUGCGACGCGGCCGGCAACUCGUGGYCCUCCAUUGCUUUUGGCGAAUUCAACACCGACGRCUUUCUCGAGAGCUUCGAGAAACCCUGCCUGUCCGAGGCGUCGAAGGAGUACGUCGAGGACGAGUGCCCGUGCUUUUACGAUUCGAAGCCCGACGAAUCCCKCUUUUUUGGAAAGUGCACGUCCAACUGCUCCCGGGCCGACGCGAUUCCGUCGUAUUCCUGGUAGCACUACUGCCAACGUACAAACAAACUUAGUUGGUGCCUCUUCCGGUCCCAAUCAAUUGAAAGCAAAACA